AUGAGGGUCAUUGCAGAGAGCCAUAUACUAAUGAGGGGGGAUGGAGGUGUAGUGGACCUCUUGGAUGAGAGAGCAGUGCGAGCAUUCGGAGAGAACCUGUCCCACUCUGAAAACCAAAACGGAUCAGCUCAUCUCCUGUGUGAAACCUUGGUGGGUCCUGACCCUGAGUCACCGAGUGACAAGGUUAGCUCCAACAACAACAACCACCGCCGCCAUCCCGGCACCAGCAUCUCAAAGAGUUGUAAGACCAAUCCAGAAGCCAGUCUGGUGAAACAGCCUGAGGGCCUGCUCCAGGCACCGCCUCCCGCCAUCACCAUUUCCACCAAACCUCCGCUCUCUCUUGAGCGCAGCUUCUCAGCGGAGGAGGACCAGCUGAAGGGUGUGGAGUGCACCCUGCAGCCUGCCCGCGUCUACACCAUCACUCCCCAGCACGGUAUGCUGAUGAGCAGUGGUCGGGGCAGUAAGGAGAGCUUAGAACUGGACGUCCUAAAGGAGAAGCCAGGGAGUGGUGGGUCCCCCCAGGCGAGCAGCAGCAGCAGCAGCAGCAGCCGUGGGACCAGCAGCAGUGGGAGCAGCCAUCACCACAGCAACCACUACCACGGGCUGCACCACCACCACCCAGUCUCGGGCACCAGUGUGCCUUCCACCAGUGGAGGAAGUGGAAGCAGCAGUAGCAACCAGCAGCAGUCUCUAAACACCGGAGGAUCCCACUCCCAUCAUGCAUCACAACACCCCCAUCACCAUCAUCACCUUUCACAACCUCUGCUGCAGACCUCCGUCAGUGCCCACAACAUCCGCAGCUGGGGCGAGAGCAGUAAAGGGGAGGGGGAGUGCAGUGGCCUGGCCUGUGACUCCUGCAGCAGCGUCCCCUCACGGAGCCAGGGCUCUCUGGACCUGGAGAGUGCGCCGCGGGAGGCAGGCAAGCAUCACAGACGCCUAGAGCGGAUGUGGAGUGUGGACCGGGUGACUGGGCUGGAGAGAGAGGAGACCAACUGGUUCCCCAAGGAAAAUAUGUUCUCCUUUCAAACUGCCACCACCACCAUGCAGGCGAUUUCGAACUUCCGGAAGCAUCUACGGAUGGUGGGCAGCAGAAGGAUGAAAGCACAGACAUUUGCUGAGCGUAGAUCCAAGAGUUUCAGCCGUUCCUGGAGUGACCCCACCCCUGUCAAGACUGACCCUCCUCAUGAAUCUAAAGACAGCGGUGACCUGCAGACCUCCUGUGGAACUUUGGAUGAAGGAGGCCUUCGUGAAACACUGGACUGGGAGGAGGAGAGAGAGAUGGAGCGACUCGCCUGCGAAGGAGAUGAUUUUAUACCUCCUAAAAUUAUGCUGAUCUCCUCUAAGGUCCCUAAGGCAGAGUAUGUUCCCACCAUAAUCCGCAGGGAUGACCCCUCCAUCAUCCCCAUCCUCUAUGACCAUGAACAUGCUACAUUUGAUGAUAUUUUAGAGGAAAUAGAGAAGAAGCUCACAGCCUACAGACGAGGAAGCAAGUUCUGGAGGAUGCUCAUCUUCUGUCAGGGAGGCCCCGGUCACCUGUAUUUACUGAAGAACAAAGUGGCGACGUUCGCAAAAGUUGAGAAGGAAGAAGACAUGAGCCAGUUCUGGAAGAGGCUCAGUCGCUUUAUGAGUAAAGUCAACCCAGAACCAAACCUCAUCCACAUAAUGGGAUGUUAUGUCCUUGGCAACCCUAACGGAGAAAAGCUGUUCCAGAAACUGAAGAAUCUGAUGAGGCCUUAUUCUGUGGAGUUCGAGUCACCGCUGGAGCUGUCAGCACAGGGCAAAGAGAUGAUUGAGAUGUACUUUGACUUCCGUCUCUAUCGCCUGUGGAAGACACGCCAGCAUUCCAAACUCUUGGACUAUGAGGAUUUUUUGUGACAGCAGGAUAAAGUGAGUGCAGCAGACAAGCUUCAGUGCCACGAGUAAACAUGUCACAGCUGAACCACUGACUCAACGUCGCUCGACUCUAGUGCUCCAUCCAUUGGCUCAGUAUAAAACCACCGUCAUACCUGCUUUUAUCCAGGAGGGGGCGUCCAGCCAGAAAGGAAAGGAAGGAACCUAAAUUGUCCGGUGCCUCUUUUUCUUGUCAUUUCCAGAGUUCAGACUUUCAAAAAGGCCUAAACUAUGAAGGAAAAAUGUGGGGGGAAAAAAUAAUAUUUUCAUCAGCUUUGUGUGUCUCAAGUGUGGACGUGAUCAAACAUGUACAAAAA
Molecule: messenger RNA, 2207 nt
Organism: Cynoglossus semilaevis (tongue sole)
Lineage: Eukaryota; Metazoa; Chordata; Actinopteri; Pleuronectiformes; Cynoglossidae
Gene: nsmfa
Product: NMDA receptor synaptonuclear signaling and neuronal migration factor a
Exons: 16
Coding region: 1-1875 (624 amino acids)
Biological process (GO): regulation of neuron migration; regulation of neuronal synaptic plasticity
Source: RefSeq, a predicted model, not a curated record